Brachypodium distachyon (stiff brome) is the source of this 1387-nucleotide messenger RNA. Its product is annotated as xyloglucan endotransglucosylase/hydrolase protein 24. Gene Ontology annotation, biological process: xyloglucan metabolic process; cell wall biogenesis. Gene Ontology annotation, molecular function: xyloglucan:xyloglucosyl transferase activity; hydrolase activity, hydrolyzing O-glycosyl compounds. Gene Ontology annotation, cellular component: cell wall; apoplast. The coding region runs from base 248 to 1135 and encodes 295 amino acids. The record is from RefSeq and is a predicted model, not a curated record. The transcript is spliced from 3 exons. NCBI's taxonomy places the organism in Eukaryota, Viridiplantae, Streptophyta, Magnoliopsida, Poales, Poaceae.
CUCUCCGUCUAGUAGCUAACGAAGCUUCUCUCGUCAGUCUCUCGUGCACGCUGCAAGCACGUGCACGGCCGGCUUCGGGCUUCUCCAAAACGCUUAUAUACGUACGAGCACUCGCGUAGCCUUCUAGCAACCUUGUCUUCCCAAACGAGGUUCUCCCUCCCGUCGGCAAGGCUGGCAUUCUAUUCCUCGCUAGCUUGCCUUGCCACGCGCAUAUCACAUUUGCCAUUGCUAGCUAGCUUAGACAGCAAUGGCGCCAUUGCCUUGUACCGAGAAGCUCCGCUGCUUGUGGGCGCCGCUUCUUCUAUGGCUGGCGUUCCUCCUCCUGGCCGUUGAACUGGGCACGGCGGACAUCUACAAGGACAUCGAGCUCGUGUGGGGCGCGAGCCGCACCUACUUCUUCAUGGACGGCGACAGCGAGUCGCUGGCGCUGUCCCUCGACAAGUCCACGGGCUCCUGCUUCAAGUCCAAGGCCAUGUACCUCUACGCCCAAAUCGACCUCGACAUCAAGCUCAUCGAGGGCGACUCCGCCGGCACCGUCUGCACCGUCUACACGAUCUCGGAAGGGCCGUGGGAGAUCCACGACGAGAUCGACCUGGAGUUCCUCGGCAACGCCACCGGCGAGCCUUACACGCUCCACACCAACGUCUUCGCCAACGGCGUCGGCGGCCGCGAGCAGCAGUUCCAGCUCUGGUUCGACCCCAGCGCCGACUACCACACCUACUCCAUCAUCUGGAACCCCAAGCACAUCCUGAUCCAGGUGGACGGGGUGACGAUCAGGGACUUCAAGAACAACGAGGCGCACGGGGUGGCGUUCCCAAAGUGGCAGCAGAUGAGGGUGUACGGGAGCCUGUGGAACGCGGACGACUGGGCGACGCAGGGCGGGCGUGUCAAGACGGACUGGUCCAAGUCGCCUUUUGUCUCCUACUACCGCAACUACAACGUCACCUGGUGCCAGCCGUCGGCCGGCGUGGACUGGUGCGGCAACGAGCCGGCCGGGUCCAGGCACUUCGACCUGGACCAGAAGGCGAUGUCCGACCUGGCCUGGGUCAGGCAGAGGUACAUGACCUACAACUACUGCUCCGAUUACGACAGGUUCAACGCGUCCACGCUCCCCAAAGAGUGCUCGCUGCCGUGAAGAUGUAAUAAGAUUGGAGCCAUAGCCUCAUAAUAGGACAUUGCAUCGAUCGGUCGAAUGUUGAGUUCGAUCCAUUGGUUAUUUUUGUACAUCGGAAGAAACAGGUACGGGCUUGCGUAUGAUUCUUUCAUUGGAUUAUUUCUGAUGAUUCUGGCUGGGCUGAUCUGUCUGGCCUCCCCUUCCUUCUCGGACCAGUUGUAUGAUUGUAUCAAGAUUUUGGUAGGACAGACACACAGAGCGAAAUUUUCUUUU